GGCCUAGGACAUUUUGGAGCCGUUCUCCGCAAACACUUCAGUAGGCCGAUUGCAGCUCCGAAACACCAUGGAUACAACAUGAAUCUGGGGGGCUUGACUACCUUCGCCUAGGUAGUUAUCAUCCCCCGUCUCCGGUCAUUCUCCUCAGCUAUACUCAGCAUCACGUUCAUUCACCUCAACUAGCACUGCAUGUCUGGCAUGGAACCAGAUGGAUCUGAUUUUGAUCCGACGCGGCAGGAGAAGACAACUGCCGUGUCACUGCCUGCGCCGUACCCGACCUCGGAUGAGACCGAUGUAAGCGACAUGGCCGAGGCAGCGACCGAAGAAACGAACCAACACCCAGCCUCAGGCUCAGAACUCCCUUUUUCAAAAGCACGGUGUAUCGCCCUCGUGGCCACUCUUUCGGGCGCCAGUUUCCUCAAUGCCUUAGGGGGCCAAGCCGUGGUCAUCAUUCUCCCGACCAUAGGCAGAGAUCUCGGUGUUCCCGAUUCGCGGCUCCAAUGGAUCUUGUCUUCGUACUUUCUCACAUUCGGAUGCUUCCUGCUCUUUUGGGGCAGGGUGGCCGACAUUUACGGCAAACGCAAGAUUUUCAUAUUGGGAUCGGGAUGGCUCGCUGUCACCAUGCUCGUCAAUCCAUACCUGCCGAAUGAGAUUGCAUUUGACCUGUUCAGGGGUCUCCAGGGCCUGGGAGCUGCUGCCAAUGUUCCAACUGCGAUAGGCAUUCUUGGAACUACCUUUCCGCCGGGCAAGGCAAAGAAUUAUGCCUUCAGUUGCUAUGCUGCUGGCGCUCCGUUGGGCGCCGUAUUCGGAAACUUGCUGGGCGGCAUCAUUGCUCAGUACACGUCGUGGAAGUGGGUGUUUGUCGUGGUGGCCCUCAUGGCCGCUGCCAUCACAGCGGCAGCCAUCUUCAUCAUCCCACCCCAAAAGCACACCCUCCGAGAGGAGGGCGCCUCCGUCGCAGCGUCGAUCGACUGGCUAGGUGCCGUGCUGAUCACGAGCGGCCUUCUUGCGCUCCUCUUCGCCCUGACGGAGGGCAACGUCGUGGGAUGGCGUACACCGUGGAUACCAGCGCUUAUUGUCGUGUCCGUCAUCCUCGUCGCUCUGUUUGUUCUUUGGCAGAGGCACCUCGAGCGGACGGGGAAACGCGCGCCAAUCGUGAAGGUCUCCAUGUUCAGCAGCAUGCAGUUCAGUGCCGCCAUGGUCAUCAUGGCCAUCUUCUUUAGCAGCUUCAACGGCUUCUUGGUGUACGCCACUUUUUUCUAUCAGGAUUUCCAGGGGCUGUCCACGCUGGACACAACACUACGCUUCCUCCCCACUGGCUUAUCCGGCUGUAUCACCGCGGCCAUCGUUUCCCAACUUCUCGCGCGGGUUCCGACAUAUGUUAUGCUAGCGGUCGGCAACGCCUGCAUCUCCAUCGCGGCCCUGCUCUUUGCCGUGCCCAUCCCGCCAGACACAAUCUACUGGGCGUACGGGUUCCCAGCCAUGAUUAUCUCGGUCUUUGGCGCCGACACGACGUGGCCGUGUCUGAUCCUCUUCACCAGCCACUCGCUGCCGCAAGCGGACCAGGCCCUGGGGGGAGCCCUUGUCAACGCCAUGGGGCAGGUCGGUAGGGCGAUUGGCCUGGCAGUGGCAACGGUAAUUCAGACGGCUGUGAUGGCGAAGGAAAGGGGCAUCAGUGUCGAGCAUGCAGGACCAGUGAAGGAGUGGGAGCUGGCCUCGCUCCUCGGCCUCAGGGCAGCAGAGUGGUGGAAUUUUGCGCUGGGGAUUGCUGCUCUGGCUUUGGUCCUUGUGUUCUUUCGCGGUUCUGGUAUUAUCGGAAAGGCUGGUGGUCAGAAGAGUGAGCGUCCCGUCCAAACGGUGGGCGGUCGGGACGACCCUGAAAGCCAGAAGGAAUGAAGUUUGAGGACAAUCAAGCUCGGCAAAAGCAGUUUAUUAGAUAGAAAGAGAAGGAAAAUAAGAGGACAGGUCCGGAGUGGACAGCCUUGCAGCUGUGACAAUUGCGAUGCCCGAGGCAGCUCAGGGGCUAAUGUCCUGACAGCUCAAAGCAACCCGGGCGGCGUGACACGAAUGGAG
This is a messenger RNA of Canariomyces notabilis, 2073 nucleotides long. RefSeq lists its product as uncharacterized. Gene Ontology annotation, cellular component: membrane. Gene Ontology annotation, biological process: transmembrane transport. Bases 190 to 1896 code for a protein of 568 amino acids. Lineage: Eukaryota; Fungi; Ascomycota; Sordariomycetes; Sordariales; Chaetomiaceae. The record is from RefSeq and is a predicted model, not a curated record. The transcript has 4 exons. Gene Ontology annotation, molecular function: transmembrane transporter activity.